Messenger RNA from Trichomonas vaginalis G3, 471 nucleotides. Its product is annotated as protein serine/threonine kinase protein. The record is from RefSeq and is a predicted model, not a curated record. Gene Ontology annotation, molecular function: ATP binding; protein serine/threonine kinase activity. Bases 1 to 471 code for a protein of 156 amino acids. Gene Ontology annotation, biological process: protein phosphorylation; intracellular signal transduction. Gene Ontology annotation, cellular component: cytoplasm. NCBI's taxonomy places the organism in Eukaryota, Parabasalia, Trichomonadida, Trichomonadidae. The transcript has a single exon.
AUGAAUUACGUUACUCGCGUACCUGAAGCUGGUAAUUAUACAUUUCUUUCCGAAUUCAAAUGCGGUAUAUAUAACAGAUGCUGGAAAGCAAUUAACAAAGUUACAAACAAUAUCGUAAUUGUUAGAACAAUCCCAAAAAUUGAUCUUGUCAAGCAUGAAAACAAGUCUAAAAUGGCCAAUGAAAUUACUUUGCUAAAGAACUCAUGUCACCCUUUAAUAAGCAAGUUUAUUGAGCUAAUUGACCUUCCAAAAGAAUUUCACAUUAUCAUGACCGAACCUAAGGGAAUCAGUUUAAGGGAAUAUAUAGAUAAGAAUGGUAUAUUAGAAGAAAAACUUGGACAAGAAUUAGUUAAGAAACUCUUUACAAUAGCUCAAUAUCUUAAAUCAACGUUGGGAUUGGAGUAUUGUGCAUUCAGUCCCGAUUCAAUUUUUGUUGAUGAAAAAGGCCACCUUGUCAAUUAUUUUAUUUAA